Fusarium graminearum PH-1 is the source of this 2076-nucleotide messenger RNA. RefSeq lists its product as uncharacterized. The record is from RefSeq and is a predicted model, not a curated record. The transcript has 2 exons. Lineage: Eukaryota; Fungi; Ascomycota; Sordariomycetes; Hypocreales; Nectriaceae. The coding region runs from base 1 to 2076 and encodes 691 amino acids.
AUGUCCACAGGCACGGAGAUGUACUCUCGCGAAUGCGAAGUUUGUCGUUGCGAUACCAUCACCACCGACCGAUCUGUCAUUAACCCAGUUCAUCGCAAAGGGAACGACCUCGAAGGAGAAUUGAGGCCCGCUCUACAACAGUCUGCCGAAUCUGGAUGCAGAACGUGUUUGAGCUUCUGGCAGCCGAUUUCUAAGUACUACCAUCAACAAUUGACUCCCUAUACGGCUGUUAAAAUAGACACACACUCCAAAAGAGUUUUCGUGGAACGAGACACGAGAAACGAACCUGAUUGCACUUAUGAAUAUGCUGUGACCACAUCAAGAAGCCCCACCGCCAUCCAAACUAUAAACCUGAAAGGAGGAUCUAUCGACUUUUGGGAACUUAUUGUUUCCGAACACAAAAGCUCAUCCACCAUUCAAAAAGUAACAACUCAGCCCUUGACGGAGGAAAAUGAUGAAGUGCUGCCGGACCGCUUAUCCUCUUGUAGGGAAGCCGAUUGCCCAUGGUGUGAACAUUACGGUCGCGGGCAUCGUCAUACGAGCGGCCACACUGGAAGCCCGCAGGCUCUGGAAACUAUCCGGUCAUGGCUGUCUGGGUGCAUAGAAAACCACCCAAAAUGUGGUGGAGAUCAGCAGUCUUUGCUUCCAACAAGGAUCGUGGAGAUCUUGGAUCAUGAUUCUGCCAAGUCUCGACUACUUAUCCCAGAUGAAAGCAGAAUAGACAGAUAUGCAUGCCUUAGCCAUCGAUGGUGUGCAGACACUGAAGGAGUUUCUUUGAAGAGGCAAGAUUUGGAGGCGUUUCAGCAGAGCAUUCCACAGGAACGUCUCUAUCCAUUAUUGCGAGAUGCGAUAAUUGCAGCGGGCAGGCUAGGGUUGAAGUACAUAUGGAUCGAUUGCAUGGCCAUGAAAAUGGCAUCAGUUUACGAAAAUGCGCACAUUACCCUUGCUGGAGAAUCUUUUAAAGAUGGCCAAGGCCUAUUCCACGAAAGUACUACUUAUACAUCUCUGGAAGUUGCCGGUCUUCACGACACGACCGAUCCUCCUAUAAUAGAGAUGCGGCGCAACCUCUCCAGUCGGCUUCAUUGCCCCUUGUUCAAACGUGGGUGGGUGUUUCAAGAAAGUCAGUUGUCCAAACGGUUCGUCUACUUUGCCCCUAAUGAAGUUAUAUGGGAUUGCUUUUCUGCUUCUCAAUGCGAAUGCGGCGAUCACGGGUGUGAACUCAAGAAACCUCUAAAGUUUAUAUCUCCCAUGGAAAAAACCAAUGAAUCCAACGGCCGGACUGUACCAUGGUGCGGUCAUGAAGGAAUCGUUGAAAGAUUCACAGCCAAGAAUCUUACAAAGUUGGAGGAUCGACUCCCUGCGCUGGCUGGUCUAGCAAGUCGUUACCGGCUUCACAACGGUAAUCUGACAUAUGCUGCUGGUCUCUGGCUGGAGAAUAUAGCAAAUUUCGAUCUUUUCUGGACGGCUACUUGUACUGAACCUGCUCCAAGACCUGAGCGACUCUUUUCACCGACUUGGUCAUGGGCUUCGGUUAGUACACCGGUUCAUUUCAGAAUGUCUACCAGCUUCGAGGAUAGUGGCAUCACUAUCCAUGGAUGCGAAAUCGUUCCAGUUGAAGGGGGUAAUGAGUAUGGGCGACUUCAGAAAGCUCACCUGCGAGUAUCAGGCUGUUUGGCUCGCGGCAAGCUUAUAGAUUACGAAAAGCGUCGUUUGGCGUUUACGAAUUCCGUGGGUAUAGCCAAUAUGGAUCACAUCAACAAGAUCAUACCAUUUGCAGCUGACUAUGACUUGCGUGCCGAGUCAGCGCAUCAGGUUUCUAUCCCCUCUGAAGUUUUCUUUCUAAUGGGAUAUGUCACGGAUCUCAGUUGUCUACCUGGCGUCAAUCGUGAUCUUGUCCAUCCGGGAGGCAUAGUAUUACGCUGUGUUGACUCAGAGGCAGGUCACUUUGAGAAGAUUGGAUUGUUUGAUGCAUUUACGCUGUCUUGUGACGAAGACAAAGACCUUGUGUUUAGACUUGGGCGAAUAUAUAAUGAAAUUUUCAGAGGGGCACCAGACCGGGAGAUUACCAUCAUUUGA